Neolamprologus brichardi is the source of this 2945-nucleotide messenger RNA. Lineage: Eukaryota; Metazoa; Chordata; Actinopteri; Cichliformes; Cichlidae. The record is from RefSeq and is a predicted model, not a curated record.
AAGCUGCAUCUCAGGCAGCUCAAGAUAUGAACUCGAAGAAAUAUACUCCUCCAUCACAAGCCAAUCAGCAGGUGAAAAAGAAGCCGGGGGAGCAGGUGGCUAUGUAUGAUGUAGUGCCUACAAUGCGUCCUGUGGUUCUAAUGGGACCAUCACUGAAGGGCUUAGAGGUUACAGAUAUGAUGCAAAAAGCACUAUUUGACUUUUUAAAACAUCGAUUUGAAGGCAGAAUUACUAUUACGCGGGUAACAGCAGAUAUCUCACUGGCAAAACGAUCCAUCCUCAACAACCCUGGCAAAAAGGCCUUAAUGGAUCGCUCCAACACCCGCUCCAAUUUAGCUCAGAUCCAAGGGGAGGUGGAGCGUAUCUUUGAGCUCGCCCGCAGUCUGCAGUUGGUCAUUUUAGACGCAGACACCGUCAACCACCCUAUGCAGGUGUCCAAGACCUCCCUGGCUCCAAUUCUUGUCUAUGUAAAGAUCUCCUCACCAAAAGUGUUGACAAGACUGAUCAAGACCAGGGGGAAGUCUCAGACCAAACAUCUCAAUGUUCAGCUUGUGGCAGCAGACAAGCUUGCUCAAUGUCCACCAGAAAUGUUUGAUGUCAUCUUAGAUGAAAACCAGCUAUCGGAUGCCUGUGAGCACAUUGCUGAUUACCUGGAGUCCUAUUGGAGAGCCACUCAUCCGCCAGAGAUGGAGUCUGCCAACGCAGUGGUGGCCCAGCUGGCUGAGAAUACACUGCCUGCCAGUCCUACAGUAAUACCGGAUGAGCAGAAAAGCAAGAAGUCAGGUGCCCCUAAGAGGAAAGGCUCACGGGAGAACAAUCUAGACCAUGAGCCCCCUUCAGUCCCGGCUCAGGAGCAGACCGCUGAGGAGGGCCAGAGAGAGGAGGAAGAGCGGCUCCUGAGGACUGAGCCAAAAAGACCCCAGCACACCCACCACCAUCACCAUCACCACCACCACCGGCGGACGGAGCACCACAGCCACGCCCAGCACAGCCAGCCUUCGGGUGGCAUGGAAAUACAGUCGAGCAGGGAUUACGCCUCAAGGCCUCCUCGAAGGUACAUGCCCGAGGAGAGGGAUGGCGAGGUGGACGAUGUCCUAAAGGAGGACGAGGAGGAGAUUUACUGUAACUUCCGGGUUCAUAACCACCAUCAUCACAACAGUAACCACCAACACCAUCACCACCACCACCACCAACAUCAUCGUGGAAACAUCCAGCCAUAUGUUGGGGAGGACUACGAACAGGAGCACAAUGAGCGCAACCGGCAGCACAGACAUCACCAGCAUAUUCCACCACGGACACACCACACAACGGAUCACUAUACUGCACACAACCAUCACAGCUACCACCACUACCCAGGCAGAGACCGGGAGAGAGACCGGGAGAGAGACAGGGAAAGAGAAAGAGACAGAGAUAGAGACAGAGAUAGAGACAGAGAUAGGGAUAGAGAAAGACAUAAGGACAGGGAAAGGGACAGGGAUAGGGAUCGAGGUAGGGAUAGAGAUAGAGACAGAGAUGCUCGACAGUGGCACAGAGAUUCCUAUAUACACUAGUGACUGUUGUUUCUACUCCAGGUUGAUGCAUGGAAUUAUGCUUCUCCCCUUAUAAUGCACUAAUGGGCAGGGCAGGUUAUGUCUUCUUUGUAGUCAAUGUUUCUCCUCAUAUUUCAUUUUUUAAAGAUUUACCCUGUCCCACAUGCACACAUUUGGUUCUUUCUUAUUUUAGCUCUUGUAAGAUAAAAUUUUUUGUAUGUUUUAUCCUAAGUCUUACGGCUCCAUACGUGUUUUGGCACAAACAGUGGUCAAGGUUAAACUGCAUCAGAACACUCAUGACUCGCUCUAGUCUAGUGUUCACGAUAAUAAUUUCAUAUAUAAUUUCAGUAUCCACUAAGGUUGGUUUUUUAAUUUGUCAUGAUCACUGCAGCCAAUGGAUUUGUCUGACCACCAGUCCAAUAUCUAAAGAUGCUCAGUUUACAGUAAUUCAGAAUAGCAGCAACAACAAAAAACAUGUAUUAUGUUUUGAUUCAGUAUACAGUAGCUGUGACAUCAGACUAAAAUGUUUUACUGUGACUUUGUUUUGAUAUUGUGAAACAUUAUUUUGUGUCAACUUGGUUCUUGAACCAAACAAAACAAUCAGUUUGGAAAUGUCACUUUAAGCUAUUGAACUGCAAUUUGAAUCUUUGGAACAUUUUAUUGACUAAAGAGUAAAUUUACUAAUGUAUAAAGUGGCAGGUUAAUCAAUUAAACGAAAUCAUUAUUUGCAGCCCAUUAAUGUUUAUCUCCCUUAUCUGACAAUUAACUAACUCAUUAAAUGCACAAAAUGUGAAAGAAAAGUUACAACAAUGAAUGUUGUAUUUUAGGAUAUUUUCUUCUACAUGUCUGCACAGUGAGAUUUUUUUUGUCUGAUCAAAUGUUCAUAUAACUGUGGCGAACAACCGACUUGUGCAUUUCGGUGUCACAUCUUCAUUUAAAUUGGUGUGCCCAAAGACAAGUUAUUUUAAACACUGUUAUGAAAAGUCAAACUAUUUUUCUACAUGAUUUGAGAGUGAAGUCACUACUUUACUUCCUACUUUUUACACUGGUGUACAAGCAUAUUUACUGACUCGUGUUUGCUGUGUCUGGAAGCAUGAAUAAUCUUUUGGUGACACUGACCUGUGCUAUAUGCUGGAUACUCUAUGCAUCUUCUUGUGAUAAAAUAUAUUGCUUGAAUACAAUCUCUAUGCAUUUGUACAUACUUCAUAAUUGCCUUGUUAAGUAAAUGUAAGGAGAACCAGAGAGCCUCUUGCACUGUUUGGUAAGACUUUGGUAGAACCACAGACUUAACAAGACGGGAUUGACUCUGUUCCUUUUAAGACUUUUUUUGGCUAUCUUUGUUUGUUUGUUGGUUUUGUACAGCGUUCAGAAGUUAAGUUCGACAAAUAUGCAUUCUAUUAUUGAAAAUCAUUAAAC